This is a messenger RNA of Rhizoctonia solani, 1260 nucleotides long. Its product is annotated as oxidoreductase family, NAD-binding rossmann fold protein. Bases 1 to 1260 code for a protein of 419 amino acids. The record is from RefSeq and is a predicted model, not a curated record. Gene Ontology annotation, cellular component: cytoplasm. NCBI's taxonomy places the organism in Eukaryota, Fungi, Basidiomycota, Agaricomycetes, Cantharellales, Ceratobasidiaceae. Gene Ontology annotation, biological process: NADPH regeneration. The transcript has 11 exons. Gene Ontology annotation, molecular function: oxidoreductase activity; nucleotide binding.
AUGGCUGAGCAAAAGAAAUUGGACGUUCUUAUGUGCGGUACUGGAGAGUACACUACGGGAUGGACGGGCUCCGGAGCAUCCAAAUCCGACAAGAAAGUUGGAGUCGUUGGGCUCACGCUCUUCGAUCUUCGCCGAUUGGGCAAGGUCGAUAAACUUGGCAUGGUUGGAGUCUCUGGAGGUAAAUUCCCGGCCAUUCGCCAACAUCUGGACGAGAAGAUCGGUCAAGUUUACAAGGAUCUAGAUUUGACGUUUACAUCCUAUCCCGAAGAAAACAAGACUGACCCAGAGGCUUACAAGGCCGCGAUCGACGCUCUCGAGCCUGGUGCUGCGGUCAUCAUAUUCACUCCCGACAGUACCCACUAUCCUAUCGCCAAGUACGCUAUCGAACGCAAGCUUCACGUAUUGGUCACCAAGCCCGCGACACAACUACUCACUCAUCACAAUGAACUGAUCACCCUCGCAGAAAAGAACGGUGUUAUAUGCUGGGUCGAGCACCACAAGCGCUAUGAUCCUGCGUAUUCCGAUGCGCGCGGUCGCGCCGCCGCUCUCGGCGAAUUCAACUUCUUCAGCGCGUGGAUGUCUCAACCCAAGUCACAAUUGGAGACCUUCCGUGCAUGGGCAGGAAAGGAUUCUGAUAUUAGCUAUUAUCUGUCCUCUCAUCAUAUCGAUAUCUGCGCGUGGAUGUUACAAGACAAAGCAUACCCUACUCGCGUUGUUGCAUCGGCUGCAACCGGUAUCGCAACUUCGGAGCCUUACAACUGUGUCCCCCAAACGGAAGACACUAUCACCCUUUUGGUAGACUGGCAAUCGUACAGUUCCCCCAAGCACAAGGGAACUGGUGUCUAUACCGCCUCGUGGACCGCGCCAUUGGGAGCAGGUAUUCACUCGGCACAACAUUUCCACUAUAUGGCGGAGAAGGGAGACAUUCACGUCGACCAAGCGCAUCGCGGCUACGACGUCACUGUUGACGGUGCUGGAAUUACUUGGUAUAAUCCUUUCUAUAUGAAGUACACACCUUCCGAAACCGGUCACUUUGACGGCCAGCGGGGUUACGGCUAUAUCUCUAUCGAGAAAUUUAUCGAUGGUGCACGUCUCGUAAACUCUGGUGGCGCCAAACCUGAGGACUUUGACAAACAAGGCUUCCCUACGAUCCGUAACACUGUCCUCACGACCGCGAUCCUCAACGCCGGGCGCAUUAGUCUGGAUGAGAAGCGAGCAGUCUUCAUCGAGAAGAAAGGCGAUGAGUGGACCCUCGUCUAG